Cuscuta campestris is the source of this 875-nucleotide messenger RNA. Lineage: Eukaryota; Viridiplantae; Streptophyta; Magnoliopsida; Solanales; Convolvulaceae. The record is from the annotation of a GenBank genome assembly.
UAGCCUAGAAUUCUGACACGUGGCAAGUUAGGGCUCUUAUUUUGACGACACAUCGGAUGACACGCGUCUCAUUAUUGGCGAAGCUCUCCUUCGUCCUUCUAGUACCCGUUCUUUCUCCCCCGACUCCUUCGCGCAGAAAGAAGUAAACAUCCUGGAAAUCUUCAUGCUGAAAAGGAAACAAAUCUUCUCGCUGCCUUGAGUUCUCGCUGCCAUGGGUCACGGAUGGAAAGAAAUCACAGAAUGUCAUGUACGGAACGCGUCUCCUGUUAAAUCCUGAAAUAGAAGAGGUUGUUGCAUUCAGACAAAGGAUUGUUGGUGUGCCAACGAACCGUCGACCUCUUGAGUUGCCCUGUGAUGACGUGACAGUUGUGCAGCAAAAUGAAUUUUUGGAUGCCACACGAAUGACGACAAUCUCUUUGCUGAAGGAUGGUAGUGAGGAUGGUACCUAUAUAGUGUACGCCACUGUUGUUUCUGUGAACAAUACUGGGGAUUGGUUUUAUUUGGCUUGCAAGUGUAAUAGGGCUGUGAGAGCUGAUGUGGAUGAGGACUUUCUUAAGCUUACUAAGGCUGCAACAAUAGAGACAUUGAUAGAUUGUAUUGAGGACGGUGAAUAUGCAGCAUACGGUACAAUCAAGGAUGUUGAUUCUGAUUGGUUUAUAACAGUGUGUAGGUGUGGGUCCGAAGUGGUCCCACGCGGUGGAUCCUACUAUUGUAAUGAGUGUAUCAAAUCAAGACAAGAGUUGUUGACACCACGGACAGUGCUACUUUCGUAGUACUUGAAAGCGUUGCAUGCUUGCUGCUCCAUAAAUCAUGUUCGGAGAUGUUGAAAUAUUCUGAGAAUCUGCCGAGUGGAGACAUAAAACCCGAUGUCUUUA